CGCCGUUUUUUCCAAACUCGAAAAACAAAAUUCAUACGACACCGUUUCACCACCCAACAGAAAAUCCUAAAUCUAAACCCAGACCAGCUCCUCGGCUUGUGGACCCAGAACGUGAGUAAGUUUGUUGAAGCCAUGGAAACUGGAACCAAAGAUUCUGAGCAGGCCAAAGACAAAGAGAGCUCGAACAAAACCAAGUGUAUUAUGAAUAUACAAGGGUAUCCAGUAAAGGGUUUGUCAAUUGCAGGCCAUGAAACCUGCAUAAUUUUCCCUUCUCUCAAUAUAGCCUUUGAUAUUGGUCGCUGUCCCCACCAAGCUAUACAGCAAGACUUUCUCUGUAUCUCCCAUGCCCACAUGGACCACAUUGGAGGACUCCCCAUGUAUGUUGCAACUCGUGGCUUAUACAGAAUGAAGCCCCCAACAAUCAUUGUACCAACAUGUAUAAAAGCAGAUGUAGAACAACUCUUUGAGGUGCACAGAAGAAUGGACCAAUCAGAGCUGAAGCAUAAUCUAAUUGGCUUGGAUGUUGGAGAAGAGUUUUAUUUGAGAAAAGACCUUAAAGUAAGAGCUUUUAAGACAUACCAUGUCAUACCAAGCCAGGGCUAUGUAGUUUACUCUGUAAAACAGAAACUUAAGCAGGAGUACAUUGGCCUUCCUGGGAACGAGAUUAAGAAUUUGAAGUUAUCAGGUGUGGAGAUUACAUACACUGUGACAGUACCUGAAAUUGCUUUCACUGGAGAUACCAUGUCCGACUUCAUAGUUGACCAAAAUAACAUAGAUGCCUUGAGAUCAAGAAUUCUAGUUAUGGAGUGCACCUUUGUUGAUAACUCUGUUCAAGUGGAGGGUGCAAGAGAUUACGGACACAUGCAUAUAUCUGAGAUAAUAGGUCAUGCAGAGAGAUUUGAGAACAAAGCAAUUCUUCUAAUCCACUUUUCAGCUCGUCAUACAGCUGAGGAAAUUCAACAAGCUGUAUCUGCUUUGCCUUCACCUUUAGCAGGUCGAGUUUUUGCGCUCACAGAAGGUUUCUGAUGGGAACUGGAGUAGUGUAUUUCUGUUUUGGGCACCUGAAUGCUGUUGCCACUUUGGAGUCAGUGGAUUCAUUCAACCCCCACUACUAGCUCAGAAAACUGAGUUGGUGACAUUGUGAUUUGAAGCUUGUGGGUUUAUGUAGGCCCCCCAAUUUUCAAGAAGAAUUCCAGCAGGAUGCUUAGUCGGGAAUGUUCUUUAAAGCUUGUUGGUUUUCUCGGGAAUUUUAAGUUCUUGAGAUGCCAUAUCCAUUUCUUCUUUUUCCCUGGGUGGCUGCGAGGGUGUGUGGAAGUAGGGGGGAUUAAAUUGGCUAAACGUUGGUCCUCUCAUUUGUCUCAAUAUACUGAUUUUAAUUUCUUUCAUUCUGGCUCAACGCAAUUACCUUUUGAUACAAUGUAGUAAGAGCACAUUUUUUGUGUGACAACUGACUAAAGAUCUCGAAAAAAAUGAUUCAUAAAGCUGUGAAAGCUCAUGUUGACGAAUCAGUUGAGUGGUA
Messenger RNA from Quercus robur (English oak), 1519 nucleotides. RefSeq names its product tRNase Z TRZ1-like. Bases 133 to 1026 code for a protein of 297 amino acids. The record is from RefSeq and is a predicted model, not a curated record. NCBI's taxonomy places the organism in Eukaryota, Viridiplantae, Streptophyta, Magnoliopsida, Fagales, Fagaceae. The transcript has 8 exons.